AUGCCAUUCUUAUGGCAAACAUAUUUAGGCACACAUGAAUGUAAUCGAUCUAUCAUUGGACAAACCAUGACGUUCGCAUGUCCACAGAAUGUCAGUAAUCAAAUGCUUCGACUGUCCGAUUUAACUAGCGAUCAAUUGGAAAACAUUACUGUAUUCAUUGGACAAGGCUUACCAAAUCCCGUAAAUGCCAGUCAGUCACUACCAGGUCCAUUUACAUCCAUACCUCCAAAUAUUUGUAUGAUACCAAAUUUGAUAACAGUUAUUUUUGCAAAUAAUAAAAUUAACAGCGUCGAUCCAACAGGAUAUUUGAGUGAAUGCUUGUCAAGUUUAGUCACACUGGACCUUAGUUACAAUCAAAUCACUAUGUUUCCAUCAUAUUUGAUAUACAACACGCCGACUUUGAAAAAUCUUUACUUUCAACAUAAUAACCUUACGGAGGUACCAGCCAAUGCUUUUUAUGAUAUUUCAACAUUAGAGAUUAUCAAUUUUGCUUAUAAUCAACUAACAGCUGUUGAAUUGUGGAUUUUAGACGUAAAGACAAGUGCAGAUUUCAGCUACAACCAAAUCACUUCAAUUACCAAUAAAUAUCUUUACUCUUCGAUUACGACUCGAAGUAUGACAGGGAAAGUGUCGUUAACCGGCAAUGGGCCAACAAUAAACUUUACCGAUGUUGUCUAUGAAAUGUAUAAUCAAUGUGAAGAAGUUGUUCAAUGGUAUUUCGGAAAUAGUGAAGACCCACCCGAGCCUUAUUUUACUAAAAAACUCGGCUUUCUCGACUUUGGUACGACGGUAAUUGAUUGCAGUUGCGCUCAACUUUAUUUCUUGAAGCAAGCCACGCCUGUUCUAAGUGUUAGUACCACUUAUCCAAUACUGAAUACCAUUUGUUCCAAUAGCUCGCAGAACAAUACUUACACAAGACUCUUCAACUCUUCCUGUGCCAAUUCUUUAUUCGAUACGAUUUCCACUGCACCGUUUACUCAAACAUAUCCUCGAUUUUGCAGAAUAAACGAAAGUGACGAGAGUGCACUUACAGCUAAAACCAAUAUGUCAGCACCAUCAUUCAACGCGUCGACUUAUCCACAUUAUGCAACUGUCGAUAUGAAUCCUGGCACGUGUUUCUUUACUUUUACAAAUCUGACUACGGUGAAUAUUCAAUGUACCAACGAUACAUCCAACAACGCAUCUCGGAUACCUGCUGCAUUACUCUCAAACACAUCGAUGAGUAGCGUGACUCGUGUAACAUUCACGCCGGCUGCUUCGUCACUUCCGACUUAUCUCUGCUCCUUACCAUCUCGACAAAUUGAUUUAAGUUACCAAGCAUUUACAGCACUCAGCGACACAACAUUUCCAUGUCUCGACUACUUUACCAAAGUAUCGGUAUCACACAAUACGUUAACGUCUGUCAGCAUCUCAAACGGUAAUUUCAAAAACUUGACAUCAUUAGACUUGUCGUCAAAUAUGUUAACAAUGAUACCGUAUUCAGUUCUUACUCCAACACCGACUUCUUUGAAUUAUCUCGACCUACGAAAUAACUCCAUCACGUACCUUGAUUUUUUCAUUUAUACACGAAAAAAUAUAACAAUCAAUCUGGAUAAUAAUCCAAUAAAUGUCACGAAUAUUCUUAACCCGCAAAAUUCAACAUUGGCCAAUAAUACAAACUCAACAGCAACUAUUGUCCUUCCCGAAUCUGUGACAGACAGUACAGUUAUCAUUGAUGACACUACAGUGAUCGCAUACGGUUUAUGUAAUGACUUCCAAACAUUGAAUAGCAUACUCACCAGCCUUGAUUCAACUACUAACAUUCGACUCAAUUGUAAUUGCAGUUCAAUCAAUUUAAAGCAGUUAUACCUAGCCCAGGGAAUAAAUAUUACAGAUUUGUAUCCAUGUGCAAAUGAAGCGGAUACAGCUAGCUUUGGAAACUUAUCACUUGCCAGUUGCCCAAGUCGUGCCAGUUUUUCAAAUGGAUUAUGUUCUAACACGACUUCAACAAAUACCACUACGACGACAACAACAACAACAGUCACUGCUUCUAAUACCACAACUACCACCGCUGUUACAGAAGGUAACGCAACGACAACAACAACAGCAGCCGCCGCUUCUAAUACCACAACUACCACCGCUGUUACAGGAGGUAAUGCAACGACAACAACAACAACUUCAUCACCAUUUGGCUCGAGUGUUAAUCCGGGUAAUACAUCAUCUUCCAGCAAUGCAACGACAACAACAACAACAACUACCGCAUCAGUAUCCAAUACGAAUAGCACAGACGGCGGUUCCGGUCUUCAAUCUAGUAAUCAAAAUAACUCCGAUUCAAACCGCACUGGACUAAUUGUUGGCUUGGUGGUUGGAAUAGUUGGCUUUUUAAUACUAUUGGCUGCUCUGAUCGCUGCAAUUCUUCUGUACAGAUAUUGUCGAGGUGGUGGCGGCGGAACAGAAAAAAGACGUGUCAGCCGUACUACUGUUAAAGGCUCAACCAAAGGCGAUGGCCAAGCGCCUGGAGUGACUCCCACAGAUCGUUUUCAUUCAAGAAAUUCUCGAGGUGUAAAAUUAGCGCCGAUUUCUUCUACCUCAUCUCAGUUUCCAACAGGACCUGUUGGAACCGUCGUACCAAAUUCAACCAAUUUAACUGCUCCUGUUCACAAUCCAAUAGUGCGUGGGCCGGUAAGAGGCAUUCCACUUCGACCACUAGCUAGCACAAGUUCGAUAGGUUCACCCACGACAACUACGUUAGGCAACCCAGCACCACUUCAUCUUACGAGUAGUUCACCGAUGAGCCCAUCACCAUUUACUCAACCUCAUGCUCCAAGACCAAUACUACCACAUAUGCUCAAUACAGGUGGUAGUGGAUUCGCAUAA
Molecule: messenger RNA, 2856 nt
Organism: Adineta ricciae
Lineage: Eukaryota; Metazoa; Rotifera; Eurotatoria; Adinetida; Adinetidae
Source: the annotation of a GenBank genome assembly